Messenger RNA from Notolabrus celidotus (New Zealand spotty), 1610 nucleotides. RefSeq names its product stonustoxin subunit beta-like. NCBI's taxonomy places the organism in Eukaryota, Metazoa, Chordata, Actinopteri, Labriformes, Labridae. Bases 683 to 1384 code for a protein of 233 amino acids. The transcript is spliced from 5 exons. Gene Ontology annotation, molecular function: protein binding. The record is from RefSeq and is a predicted model, not a curated record.
UCUCCUCAUUUGACACCUUCCCCGUGACAGCUAUGGCAGGGCUAAUUAUAACUUGUUUGCUUUUGUAGGUCAAGAGGAAACAUUGGUACAUAUUCAUUUCAGUCUGUUUUAUUACCGCCUAAAAACUACGCACAGUAGCUUUAAUUAGCAAAAGGUGGCUGGCUUCCAGUAUUCACAGAUUAUUAAAUUGAGUCUGAAAGACUGAAAACAUCAGUAUAAACUGAGCCACAGAUGAUCCUUUACCCACACGAUACAACUAGAGCCGACAGAGGCAUAGUUUGGCAUAGUUUGGCAUAAUUUGGCAUAGUUUGUCUGGUAUGAGUGAGGUGUCCUUGUGGUUCUGCUUCCAUCUGCACAGCUUGUCUUGACACCAUUGACAAAACCAGUUUCUCAAUCCUACUUCCAGUCAUGCCCGUGAUGUUCCUUGCUUUUCUCAUCACUCCUAAUGUUUCAGGGGUGUCAGAUUCCUGCUCUCACCUCACUUCUAUACAUAAGUAAAAGUCAAGUGCAUAAACUCCUUUAAUCCCCUGCUGAGCCCUCGUUCCACUGACCUCUACACCCCUCAAAACCCCCACCCCCUUUCCCUCUGAGGACACUAUAAAAGUCGAGGGGGAUCUUUGAACCUUUACUUUGGAAGAUUUUGAGUAUUCUAAAGAAUCUGGACGUGGACUAAAGCCUCAAGAUGCCACUUAAAACCAAUUCUGCAGUCAUUCCCACUGAGACCAACAAACCAGGACAGAAAAGGAGAUCAAGUAAGAAUGGGGAGACAAUUCAAGUUCCUGUUUAUGUGCCAAACAUCCCGGAGCCGACAUGCAGAGCUGAUCUCAUCCCACACUGGAUGAAGUUGUCUUUUGAUGCUAAAACUGCCAACAAGAUGUUGUGGAUAACUGACAGCGGGUAUAAGGUGUGUCGCAGGACUGAGGAGGUUUGCCCCGUACUGGACAGACCAGAGAGAUACGAGUACUCUCCACAAGUGCUUUGUGCAGAGGGUAUCUGGAAAAUUAGGGCUUACUGGGAGGUGGAGUACACAGGCUGGGUGGCAAUAGGAGCCACCUACGAAAGAGCAGGGCGCAGGGCGAGCUGUGGGCCCAGCGGGCUCGGAGAAAAUGAAGAGUCCUGGGCUCUGUGCUGGUCGGGCACACGUUACCAGCUCUGGUUCAACGGCGUAUAUCAAGACAUAAUGGACUGCCCAUACAGCUCCACUAUUGGAGUAUACAUCGACCAGCCUGCAAAGAUAAUUAACUUUUAUGCAGUAUGCGGUGAGGGGGAAGAGAGAGAAGCCAAACUGCUGUAUAAAGUUACGACCACCUCUGAUCAAAAGAUUCUGCCAGGUUUCUGGAUGGGAAUUCAAUCUUCAUGCACAUUACUGAAAACACCUGAGUGAAUAGCUAAAGCAAAAAAUUCUGAUGAUCAUUUAAACAUGACUAUUAAUUCUGUUUGAGUAAAUUGCAAAGUUGUAAUAGUUUCUUAGAAAUAUUUUCCCAUUGUUGUAUAUUUUAUGGCCCAACACUCCUUCACUGUAUUCUGUGAAUGUUGUCCUGCAGCAUCAGAUUGAAUGUUUAUUAACUGAUUGUGAUAUUUAUUUGACUUGUGACUUUAUAAAGCCUGAA